ACAAGAUGAGGCGUGGAGAGCUCUAUCAGAAGCAAAAGAGGGAGAAAAUGCAAGAGAAGCUUAAGAAGCGCAUAGCACGAGCAAAGGCCGAACGAAAUGACCCUGAGGCAAAGAAAAGACGAUUGGCCAUUAAUGUUCCUAAAACCCUCGAUAACAUGCGAGAGCAUGAUCCCUCUAUGCUCCAGCCCAUUUCUCGGCCACUACCAUCCACAUCAGCCUCUACCUCCUCUGCGACGGAGGAAACUCCCAACCCCCCCGAAGACUUGCCAGCGGUGGACGAGGAAUAUGAUCUCGACAUAUCUACUGACCCAUUCACUUCUUACUUUUCGGGCGAAGUAAACUCAGACACUCCUCCAAAAGUUCUCAUCACUACAUCCAGUAAAGCCACCAAAGUCACUUAUGAAUUUUGCGAAGAACUUGUCAGUGUUGUUCCUGGAGCUGAAUUUAUCAGACGAAAGCAGAAUCAAGGAUUUGAGAUCGGGAGGAUUACUGGUUGGGCUGCGGGGCGGGGCUACAGUUCAUUAAUUGUUGUCAAUGAGGAUAGGAAGAAGUCUAACGCACUCGUAAUGAUUCAUCUCCCACAUGGACCAACAGCACAAUUCAGGCUGACAUCCGUGCAGCUAACGCAGGAGAUUUCUGGUCGUGCCCGACCUAGCCCUCAUUAUCCUGAACUCAUCUUAAAUGGGUUUGUCACACGGCUCGGCCACGUCGUUGGCCGCAUGUUCCAGACAUUAUUUCCGCCGUUACCAGAGUUUGAGGGCCGACAAGUCGUUACGCUACACAAUCAGCGAGACUUCCUAUUUUUCCGACGCCACAGAUACAUGUUCGCUUCAGCGGACAAAGCUAAAUUACAGGAAAUUGGACCUCGUUUUACGCUCAAGUUGCGCUACAUCAAAAAGGGGACGCCUGCAGUCAAGCAGCUUGGGGCCGUACCACCACCGCUCCAGUUCGACGUCGAUGCAGAAGAUGAGGAUGAUAAGGAGGAAGUUCCUGCCUCAAACGAGGAUACAACGCCCGGUCGGGUGGACGAAACGACGCAGAUGGAGGAAAUGGUUGCUCCGAUCGCUCCCGCAGCACCACAGGCACCCAGUCAGCUUGCUAAGGACGAGGAGUAUGUCUGGAAGUGGAAGCCGAAGUUGGAGGUUACAAGACGGACGUUCUUCCUAUGAUUCACAUUACAUCCAGAAUUACGCUCCCCCCCCGCUCCAAGUUUCUGUACAGGCAUCAUUAGUUUUACAACAUUAUCAUUCUGACAGCCAUGGUGACCACCAUUUUUUCAUGGAUUGAAAUCC
Cantharellus anzutake is the source of this 1292-nucleotide messenger RNA. Its product is annotated as Brix-domain-containing protein. Gene Ontology annotation, molecular function: rRNA primary transcript binding. Gene Ontology annotation, cellular component: preribosome, large subunit precursor; nucleolus. Gene Ontology annotation, biological process: maturation of LSU-rRNA; maturation of 5.8S rRNA. The transcript has 6 exons. Bases 6 to 1169 code for a protein of 387 amino acids. Lineage: Eukaryota; Fungi; Basidiomycota; Agaricomycetes; Cantharellales; Hydnaceae. The record is from RefSeq and is a predicted model, not a curated record.